GUGAUGACACUUCAAUAAGCUUUCUGCUCUUCUUCCUCAUGCUGCACUUCCUCAUUUUUAGGGUUCUGGUGAUGAGCUGUUAGGGCUGCUCGUCCUGCCCCUCUGCUUCUAUAAAACCUCCUGAAUUACUGCAGACGGAGUGACUCCCUUUGUGCUAACUGAAGAUCAGAGACCUUCAUCCACCUGAGCAGUUUUGGAAGAAAGCAGUGAAGAUGAAGGUGCUGCGCUGCUUCCUGAUGGGCGUCCUGCUGGCUGCUGGAAACAGUGUGGCUGUGGACGUGAACUGGCUGACUGGGAUUGUAAAAGCCAUCAGGAAAGAAUACAGACUGAAAGGUCAAUUCUGUGUGGCUGCAGCCAUCCCACAUCGACAGGACUCAAACACACUUGCUGGAGACGUUCUCCACAAUGUCCGCUUUUAUGAGGGAAUGGAAGAAGAAGCUAAAGGGGGUCAAGUAUUUGUUGGCAGCAGGGUGAUUUUAGCUGCUCCUGCAGGACCUGUGCAUGCAGAAUAUUCAGUCCUGGAAAACCUGCCCAAACUAAACAAAUACAAGGACGACUUCCUGCUUAUCUACUCUUAUCUCUCCCCAUGUAGCAAGUGCACAGACAGGAACGACAAACACAACAUCCUUAGACAGAUUGACAAAAACAUUCAGAAUUGGAGUGAUGGGGCCUUUGUGUUUACAAAUGUUUAUGACAAACCCAAAGAUGGUUUCACUGUCCCCAGAGAGGUUUUGAGAUCCUCACUUAAAGAGCUUGCAUUUUCGAUGGGUGGUCUCCAAUAUAUAUUUCGCUGUGCCAACAUUCCUGAUUUAGAGUGUCACAGCUGCUCAGUACAUAACAAAAUUUCAGAGUUUUGCAUUGACAACAAUGCUAAGCCUCAUCAGGCAGGAAGCAGUGGGAGCUGGAGACAGAGGAGCCGGAGUAAGAGCAGAGACAGCAGGAUCAGAAACAGAGGUGGAGGCAGCAGCAGGAGGAGAGGCAUACACAAGAGUCAGAGUGAACGCAACAUCAGUGAGAGCAGGAGGAGGAGCAUCAGCAGGAGUGAGAGCAGGGGGAACAGGAGGAGGAGCAGGAGUGAGAGCAGGAGGAGGAGCAUCAGCAGGAGUGGUUAGAGGAGUUCAAUUAAACCAACAUCGUCCCUGAAGACAGACUUCCUUUCUGCUCUAAAAUGAUUUCUUUUCCAACGUUAUUUAAAUUCUGCUUAAAAUGAAAGAUGAAAAAUAUUCUGGUCUAUUUUUUCUGAAUAAACUCAGCU
Messenger RNA from Archocentrus centrarchus (flier cichlid), 1255 nucleotides. RefSeq lists its product as uncharacterized. The transcript is spliced from 4 exons. NCBI's taxonomy places the organism in Eukaryota, Metazoa, Chordata, Actinopteri, Cichliformes, Cichlidae. The coding region runs from base 213 to 1112 and encodes 299 amino acids. The record is from RefSeq and is a predicted model, not a curated record.